CCUGUAGGCCUGCACUGUACCGACAUAUUUGACAUAUGACGACACAUCUGACAUAUUAUUUACAAUUUGAUGGGGAAAUGGAAAAGUCGUUCAAUGAACUCGGGGAGGACAUUUGUUAUGCAUUGCAGGCUGAUACUGAAUUUGUGAAUGCCGAAAACGAAGAUGACAGUUUGGAAACGUUUGAGGAACUGGCUCGCCUUGUUAAGGUGCAGCAGCGGUUGAUCGUAGAAGGCGAUGUGCAAUUACGGAAAAUUGAUGGUGGUCUCUCGGAGAACGAGGAAAUAAAAGACACUCACGAAUUGGUGGAGAAGAUUAAGAAGGCUAGUGACAAGAUUGGAGAAGGUAUGCAAUUGUACGUGAUAUUUCAGCAGGGAAUAGACACCUCCCAAUUCAGUCUUGCUCUUCAGUCAGCUGAAAAUGAUGAUCAGGCUGCAGAGAAAAUAGAAGAGGAACUACUGGAAGCGUCUAUUGAAUACCUUAACCUCAGCGAAAGCAAUCUGUUGGAAUCACAGCAGCUUGAAGGGAUAUUAAGCGAUAUAAGAGGGGUUCAAAAUGACCUCCAACAAAUUCAGUUGGAUAUCUCAGAACUCAAGACUAACCCAAAAACUAGUGCUGGAUCCAAAUCUUUAAGACCCACAAAGUUGGAAGCCGAUUUGGAUAAAUUGUUGGGCACAUAUAAUUUCUACAGAUUUGUUACUCAACUCCUGCUAGUGGCUUCUGAAGAAGAUCUCAAUGACCCCAAAAUAUCUGACUUGUUUAUCAAAUGUGGUGAAGCGCUAGACUAACGGAUAAAUGCAUUACCUUUAAGAUUGUAAAAAUAAUUGCUAAGUUCGCUAAAACCUGGUAAAAACACUUAUCGAUAAUUGUAACUUCUUUCAUGACAACAAGGUCAAUGUUAUACAAUAUUAAAUUUC
Molecule: messenger RNA, 914 nt
Organism: Daphnia pulicaria
Lineage: Eukaryota; Metazoa; Arthropoda; Branchiopoda; Diplostraca; Daphniidae
Exons: 3
Coding region: 36-785 (249 amino acids)
Source: RefSeq, a predicted model, not a curated record